This is a messenger RNA of Knipowitschia caucasica, 1584 nucleotides long. Lineage: Eukaryota; Metazoa; Chordata; Actinopteri; Gobiiformes; Gobiidae. The record is from the annotation of a GenBank genome assembly.
AUGGCAGAGGGGCUGCUGCAGCUCCACGUGCCCGACUUUGGCAGCUCUGUGCUGGGCAGCCUGGAGGAGCAGAGGGCCUCAGGGCAGUACUGUGACGUUCACAUCAUGGUGCAGGGGCAGGUGUUCAAAGCCCACAGAGCCGUGUUAGCUGCAUCCUCUCUCUACUUCAGAGACCUGUUCAGUGCAGAGCCAGACCACAUACAGUCCUCAGAUUCCCCGUUGGUGCUGGAGCUGCCCUCCUCUGUAUCUCCAGCCUGUUUUGAGCAGAUCUUGUCCUUCUGUUAUACUGGUCGCCUCAUGGUGGCGCCGCAGGAGCAGCUGGUGCUCAUGUACACAGCGGGAUACCUGCAGAUCCAGAACAUUGUGGAGCGAGGCAUGGAGCUGCUGAUGAAGAGCGCCUCCUCCUCAUCCUCACCUCUCUGCUGCGACUCACAGACGUCUGCAGAGGAGCUGGGAAGUGUCCCCCACAGAGACAGUCCAGACCAGCCCUGUCUGAGCUCAGAAGAGCUGCUUCUGUCUGUAAGCCGCAUCAAACAGGAGAGAGCCAGCACCCCACCCACCGAGGAGGAACCAGAGCCCAGAGCUGAGCUGAGAGGCGGGGCACUGUGUUUCCUGGGGGCAGGUGUUGCUCACAUGCAGUCCUUCCUGGUGCCGCAAGGGGGGCGCUGCAGUCCAAGCUCCAGUCCUCAGAACACAGAAGAAGAAUUGGAUGAUGACUUUUACACUAACGCCGUGAGCACCAGCCUCUACCAGCACCUCUACCCCUACGUCCCAGAGAAGCUGGACAUGCUGCCCCUCCCUCUGGCAAACGAGCGGCGUGCAUGUGUUUUGAUUGGUCGAGACAAUAUGGCACUGCCCGCCAGCUUGGUGAGUCAGAUUGGGUAUCGAUGCCACCCAGCCCUGUAUGCAGAGGGAGACCCGGGGGAGAAGUUGGAGCUGGUGGCGGGUUCUGGGGUGCUCAUGACCCGAGGACAGCUAAUGAACUGUCAUCUGUGUGCUGGCGUCAAACACAAGGUGCUGCUGCGCCGCCUGCUGGCCACCUUCUUUGACAGAAACACGCUGGCUAACAGCUGUGGGACUGGGAUCCGCUCAUCCACCAAUGACCCCACCAGGAAACCACUGGACAACAGGGUCCUCAACACCGUCAAAUUGUACUGCCAGAACUUCGCUCCCAAUUUCAAGGAGAGUGAGAUGAAUGUGAUCGCGGCCGACAUGUGCACCAACGCCCGGCGGGUUCGUAAACGCUGGCUGCCCAAGAUCCAGUCCCUGCUGCCUACCGCUGCCCCCCCCAAUCGCCUCAAGAUGCGGAGGGGAGGGGCUAAUACGACUAACACUCCGACCGCCACUCCCUUCGACGUGGAGCCGCGACCGUACCUGCCCCUGCCUGAGCCAUUGAAGGAAAAGGAAGCGGGGCUUGUGGGGCUGGCACGAGGGGGCGUGGCUGAAGCGGGGACAGGUGUAAUGACAGCAGGGGGCGGAGCAACGGGGGGUGACGGCGGACAUUCUUCUGAGCAGCACGAGUCGUCUUCGGAUGCAUCUUGCACGUCGUCGCAUCCAUCCCCCCAGCCCCCGGACCAGGACUAA